This is a messenger RNA of Ahaetulla prasina, 2385 nucleotides long. Its product is annotated as vomeronasal type-2 receptor 26-like. NCBI's taxonomy places the organism in Eukaryota, Metazoa, Chordata, Lepidosauria, Squamata, Colubridae. The coding region runs from base 1 to 2385 and encodes 794 amino acids. Gene Ontology annotation, biological process: G protein-coupled receptor signaling pathway. Gene Ontology annotation, molecular function: G protein-coupled receptor activity. The transcript is spliced from 5 exons. The record is from RefSeq and is a predicted model, not a curated record. Gene Ontology annotation, cellular component: membrane.
AUGUGGCUCCUACUGAUGUUGCUGGUGAAGAAGAUAGAGACUCUGAGCUGCCCUGCGAGUGCUGCUUUCUUUGUUCCUCAUGAGUGGUACCAGCCUGGGGAACUCGUCAUUGGUGGGAUGGCCUCUCACAUCAUUUACAAUUUCUAUGAAAUGAAUUUUACGGAAAAUCAUUAUAAGGGUCCUAAUGACUUACCAAUCACUGCAGUAACUAAGUUCUACCAGAACAUCCUUACCUUGGCUUUUGCUGUGAAGGAGAUCAAUGAGGACUCCCAGAUCUUACCUAAUGUCACUCUUGGGUUCCACAUCUAUGACAGUUAUCACAAUUCAAGGAUGAUGUAUCGCACCACUCUGGACCUGCUUUUCAAAUCCCAGGAAUUUGUCCCCAACUACAAAUGUGAUAGCCAGAAGAAUCUCAUGGCUAUUAUUGGAGGAUUGGGUUUCGAUACAUCAUUUUAUAUAGCUGAAAUUACAAGUUUCUUCAAGAUUCCACAACUGACAUACGGCUCGUUAGCCCAAGAUUCAUUUCAGACCAGUAAGCUCUCUUCACUUUAUUUCAUGGUCCCCAAAGAGGACCAUCAGUACACUGGGAUUAUCCAACUGCUUCAUCAUUUCAGAUGGACUUGGAUUGGGAUUUUUGUGGUUGAUAACAACAACGGAGAAAAUUUCUUACAGAAAAUGCAGCCCUUGCUUUCAGAGAAUGGAAUCUGCUCAUCGUUUAUAGAAAGGGUUUCAGAACAAAUAUACUUGAAAGACUACCUGAAAAUUUUUGAUGCACUCGGACAUAUUUCCAUUCAUUUGAUCAGCAGCAAAGCCAAGGCAAUUCUGGUCUAUGGAGAAUCAUUGGCAAUUAUGUGGUUGAGAGUUCUCAUGUUUCUGGUAGAUCCUGAAAGCAAGGACACUGCAUUAUUAAGAAAGGUGUGGAUCAUGACUGCACAGAUCGAUUUUCUACUAUCAGGUAUUCAAAUCUCGUGGGAUCUCCAGAUGUUCCAUGGGGCUCUUUCCUUUAGUGUUCAUUCAACAGCAGUUGCAGGUUUCAAGGAAUUUCUUCAGGACGUAAAUCCUCUUCCAGACAGCAGAGAUGGGUUUCUGCACAAUGUUUGGGAACAAUCAUUUGAUUGUUCAUUUCCAAAACCAGAGUUACAAGAAACACAAAGUAGGCAGUGCACUGGAGAGAUGAAGCUGGAGGAUCUUCCUGGGGCUGUCUUUGAAAUGGAAAUGACUGGGCACAGCUACAGCGUCUACAAUGCUGUUUAUGCUGUGGCUCAUGCUUUGCAGGCUCUACACAAGUUGGGUUUCAAUAGGAAGACAACUAGGAUGGAUAAAAAAUCUGACCUUCCACAUCUGCAGGCUUGGCAGGUUGCUCCACUUUUUCAAUGCAAUGACCCUUGUUUCCCUGGAUCCUGGAAGAAAGGAAUUGAGGGAAGUCAAUUCUGCUGCUAUGACUGUAUUCCAUGCCCAGAAGGGAAGAUUUCAGAUCAAAAUGAUAUGGAUGACUGUUUUGAAUGUUCAGAAGGUCAUUAUCCAAAUAAGGAAAAGAAAGGAUGUAUCCUAAAAAUGGUGGUGUUUCUAACCUUUGAAGAAACUUUAGGAAUUGGUUUAUCCUCAACAGCUCUUUGUUUCUUCUUCUUGACAUCUUGGGUACUUGGAACUUUUAUUAAGCACAGGGAUACUCCCAUUGUCAAAGCCAACAACCGGUCCCUCACCUACACCCUGCUUGUCUCUCUUCUGCUCUGUUUUCUCUCCUCUUUGCUCUUCCUCAGCCAGCCUGGCAAAGUGACCUGCCUUCUCCGACAAUCAAUGUUUGGUGUCACUUUCUCUGUGGCCAUUUCUAGUGUUCUGGCUAAAACCAUCACUGUGGUUGUGGCUUUCAUGGCCACUAAACCAGGAUCUCAGAUGAGGAGAUGGGUGGGGAAAAGAUUGGCUUUUUGUACUGUCCUUUUUUGCUCUCUCUUCCAGGUAUGUAUAUGUAUUCUUUGGUUGUCAACAUUUCCCCCAUUCCCUGAGUUGGACAUGCAUUCAGAGUUCCAGGAAAUGAUUUUACAAUGCAAUGAGGGGUCAGCUUUCUUCUUCUACUACUGUGUCUUGGGCUACAUGGGUAUCUUGGCCAUUGCCAGCUUUAUUGUAGCUUUUCUUGCCCGUAAAUUACCUGACAGCUUUAACGAAGCCAAGUUCAUCACCUUCAGCAUGUUGGCCUUUUGCAGUGUGUGGAUCUCCUUCUUUCCAGCCUAUCUGAGCACAAAAGGCAAAGCCAUGGUAGCUGUGGAGGUCUUCUCCAUCUUGUCCUCCAGUGCUGCAUUACUGGGAUGCAUAUUCCUUCCAAAAUGCCACAUCAUUGUUUUGCGGCCUGACCUCAACUGCAGGGAACAACUCACAAAGAGAAAUUAG